Cucurbita maxima (winter squash) is the source of this 970-nucleotide messenger RNA. Its product is annotated as gamma-glutamyl peptidase 5-like. The record is from RefSeq and is a predicted model, not a curated record. Gene Ontology annotation, cellular component: cytosol. The transcript has 4 exons. Bases 57 to 803 code for a protein of 248 amino acids. Lineage: Eukaryota; Viridiplantae; Streptophyta; Magnoliopsida; Cucurbitales; Cucurbitaceae.
AUGCAAGAAAAAUCCCACCAGAAAACCAGAGAGGGAAAGCUCGGCGGCCGGAAAAAAUGGUGGAAAAGCGAUUUGCGAUGCUUCUGUGCGCGGAGGAUCCGGAGUACGUGAAGAAGAAAUACGGAGGGUAUUUUGGGGUUUUCCUGAGAAUGUUGGGCGAAGAAGGGGAGAUUUGGGACUCUUACAGAGUCGCCGCCGGCCACUUUCCUAACGACGCCGAUAUCGGACUCUACGAAGGAUUCGUCGUCUCCGGCAGCUGCAGCGACGCCCAUUCCGACGAUCCUUGGAUCUGCCGGCUUCUUCUUUUGUUGAAGAAGUUGAACGGCUUGAAGAAAAAAGUGCUCGGGAUUUGCUUCGGCCACCAGGUUUUGUGCCGUGCAUUGGGAGGAAAGACGGGUAGGGCCCUCUCAGGGUGGGACAUUGGAAUCAGGACCAUACACGUGUCCCCAGCAUCAAAAGUCUUCUCAUCUCUAAAGAUCCCAUCAAUGCUAUCGGUGAUCGAAUGCCAUCGAGAUGAGGUCCAGGAACUUCCAUCAAAGGCGGAAGUGAUCGGAUGGUCAGAAAAGACUGGAAUCGAAAUAUUCAAGUAUGGGGACCACAUGAUGGGCAUCCAAGGGCAUCCUGAGUACACCAUGGACAUUCUUUUCCACCUCAUUGACCGUCUUGUUCAACGUAAUUUCAUCAUGGAAACAUAUGGGAAGGAGUUGAAGGCCAAAGUGGAAGAAGGAGAGCCAAACAGAGAGGCAUGGAAGAAGCUGUGCAUCAACUUUCUCAAAGGAACCUCUCUUAUUAAUAAAUUAUAAUAAUAAUAAUAAUAUUAAUAAUAAUACAUUUUAGAUAAAUUAAAGAGAGAAUGGGCAUAGAAGAAAUAUAGUUUGGUUUAGGGUUUAUCUAAUUUAAAACUUGUUUUAGGGUUUUAUUAUGUGAAAUGGGAGGUCGUUAUACUAAUCAAAUCAAAGCUUAUUUCAAC